Xyrauchen texanus (razorback sucker) is the source of this 904-nucleotide messenger RNA. Its product is annotated as peroxynitrite isomerase THAP4-like. The transcript is spliced from 5 exons. Lineage: Eukaryota; Metazoa; Chordata; Actinopteri; Cypriniformes; Catostomidae. The record is from RefSeq and is a predicted model, not a curated record. Bases 117 to 626 code for a protein of 169 amino acids.
GUAAAUACGAAUAAAUGGCAAACAGAUAGUAGUUCAGCCGCAGCGACGUCCUAAAUAAAUUGUAUAUCAUUACACACUGCUAAGAAAUUCCUGGGUGUCUGAAAUAUUCGAGCGGAAUGUCUUGCCCAUUCAAUCAGUCUGCGCUGCUAAACCACGCAGUGCUGCCACUGGACUGGCUCCUGGGAACAUGGCAGUCUGAUGAGCCUGGAGAGGGCUCUUUCCCCUCUAUCGCACCUUUUCGUUACUCUGAGACUCUCCAUUUCUCACAUGUGGGACAGCCCGUGAUCAAUUUUAUGUUUAAUGCAUUCCAUGCUGAGAGCAAAAAGCCUCUUCACAGGGAAUGUGGAUUCAUUAGGUUUCAGCCAGGCACAAACAGGGUGGCCUUCAUCAUCGCACAAAACUCAGGUCUAGUGGAGAUUGAGGAGGGGGAACUCAUUGGACAGCAGUUGACUUUGCACUGCACCACUCUGGCUAGAACAUCUUUUGCUAAGGAGCCAUUUGUUCAGCAGAUCUCCAGGCACAUCCAGCUAAAGCCGGAUGGAAGACUGGAACAGACCGUCUCCAUGGCACUGGAAGGACAGCCUCUGACACAGCAUUUGCACAUCACCUACCGCAGGACUGAUUGACCAGCUGAAAUGUGGGAGGAAGAUGUGAUAACAAAAAGCACUUGUACUAUUUAUGUCUUGUUCGAUGCAAAAUAUUGAUGGUUCCUAUAUAGCAACCUGCAGGUGAUGGAAAUGCAAUAUAUGUGUGACUUGGAAUGUUAUCUGAUGUGAUCUCUCUGGGGGGAAAAAAAUCAUUGCAAAUACUGUUACAUUAGAGAGGUCCCUUCUUGGUAUGUUUCCUGUAAUGUAGAACAACUAAAUCGGAGAAUAAAAGCCUUUUUGCAUAAUAAAUGGUUUAA